Chlamydomonas reinhardtii is the source of this 5033-nucleotide messenger RNA. RefSeq lists its product as uncharacterized. Bases 335 to 4597 code for a protein of 1420 amino acids. Lineage: Eukaryota; Viridiplantae; Chlorophyta; Chlorophyceae; Chlamydomonadales; Chlamydomonadaceae. The transcript is spliced from 9 exons. The record is from RefSeq and is a predicted model, not a curated record.
GUUUUCCCCUCUCCUUCCAAUUCAUGUAAGAGUCAGUGGGACAACUUAUGAACGGGGAGCGAUAUGGAAAUAUGGCUUUUGAAGACAGGGUUUGCUAUAUGAGCCCAUGUUCAACCUUGAGUAAAUGUGUUGGGUCGGUGAACAAAGUGAACGCUUAGAACUAAGCGGUGGCAGGCCUGGACGUCCGCCCAGUGUGUCGCGCACGAUGGACAUGUACCCGAGAUGUGGCGCACGGAUUCGCACGUUUACACAGGUUGAGGUCCGCAACGCGGCACUGUCUGGCGCUGCCUGGGCCACCUUACCGUUGGCCCUCUUCCUCCGUCUGCCUGGUCAUAUGGUCACUGCGCUAUGCGUCCUACACGUGGUCGUGGAUGCGUGGCUUCUGUUGCUGGCGCACCCUUUGUGGGGUGGAAGGCGGGUCAACCUAGGUGGGGAGCUGAUCUACAACGCGUGUGCAUCCGCGGUAUGGGCGUGUGUGCUCAACAGGAGCGACGGUAUCAGAGCCGGCACCACCAGCACUAACUUUGGCUCCUUUCCAGCUUUUGACCCAGCAUACCUACAGCAGGUGCUGCUGUGCCUGCUGCAGUUGCUCUCAAUAAGGGCCGCCGCUGCAGUGCUCGUGACGUGGUUCGCAACACCCAACCCCAGCCGUGCCCAGCCCAGCCUUCAGGCCCCCAGCAGUGGGAUCCAGGUGGCCGCGGGCGCGACGGACAACCCAGCCGCCGCCAGUGGCUCUAACCCCAGCACCGAUGCAGCAGGCGUCGGCGGCGCUGGCGCCUACCGCUGCUUCCAGCUGGCAGGUGCAGCUCAGGAUGAUGACGACGGUUGCGCCGGCCUGAAGCCGCAGCCCCGUACGCCUGCUCAGUGCCAUGCGGCUCCUGCUGGCGCGGAUGUGGACUGGCGCUCGGCGCUGAUGCGAGCCCUGGGAAUGGAGAGGGUGCCGGCGGAGGAUGCAGCGGCCUUCGCGCUCUUCACGGAGUCGUUUGUGUUGUCAACUAGUCGCACCGGGCAAACUACGGACAUGCUGCUGCUGCUCUCGUGCUUCAUGCAAGGCUAUUUCGUGCAGGGCCGCUCGCCGUUCUGCGCCCUCAACGCCUACGCCUGCCUCUACCUCGGCCCGGGCUGCGCCUGUACGCUGGCGCGCCUGCUGCUGCCACACCUGCCGCUGCCGCGGCCUCUCGCAGCGCGCGGCGCGGCGCUCGUGGAGGCGAUGUCGCGGGCCCUUCGACUGCCGCGGCUGGGGCUGCAGCUGUUUGUCCACCUGCUGACGGCAGUGGGGGCGCUGCCGGUGCCGCCCGCCCUCGCGUCCUCGUUCUUCCGGGGCCCUUCCUUCCCCCUGCUGGUGGGCGUCAUCAAGCCCAUCACCGAUCUGGUGCCGCUCUGGGCCGCUGUGGUGUUGGCAGUGAUCAAGGUGCCGCUGCAGUUCGGCAACAUGCGCAUCACCAUGUCGGCAGCGGCGGUGUCGGCGGCGCCAGCGUCAGCGGGGCACGGCGAAGUUAUGAGCUCCACGGAGGCGUGGCUGCGAGCUGUGUCUGUGGAGCUGCUGGCAGUUGCCACCACCCUGGGUUGCCACACAUACCUGUGGAGGGAGUUUGGCAGGCGGAGGCAGAGCAAGAGAUUGCGGUUGGAAGAUGGCCAAGGGCAGGGCCAGCCGCAGCAACAGCAGCAUGAACAGGAGCACGAGGAGAAGCAGGGUGCGCGUGCCGCUGCUGCCAAGGGUGGCAUGGCGCAGGCGAAUGCAGCGGCUGCAGAUGAAGCCGGGAUGAAGGUGGAAGAGCACGGCGCCACGAUGGCGGCAGUAGCUGCUGGCAGCAGCAGCGCUGCGGCGACGCAGCAGGCCUGGCAGGUCCAGCAGCCGCACAGGCCGCAGGAAGGGCCGCCCUUGCAGCAGCCGUGCCAGCGGCCACCUCCCUACCGGGCAGUCUGUCGGCGCACCAGUUUAGUCGUUAAGAUUCCCUGGGCCGAGCCGGAGGACCUGACGCUGGCCUUCCGCCACCGCCUGGUCUGCCUGGCCGCAGCCGCCCGCCAGGGCGCCAACAACGACCGUCGCGGCAAGCACAGCAACGUCCUCGGUGGCAGCACCAGCAGCCGUCCCGGAGAUGGCAGCAGCUGCGGCGGCGGUCAGCAGCAGGGUGCAACCGGCGGCUUGGUGAUGAUGGCGGCGGCGGUCAGGCGAGGCUGCAUUGAGCUGGUGAUGGUGCUGGGCCUGCGCCGCGGUGCUCUGCCGGGUGGCACAGGCGGCGCCGAUGGUUGCAGCCGCCUGCCCGGGUGCCUGUCCGGCUUGGGGCAGGAAUCACACAUGGCCGGCGAUGACGGGAGCAGAAGCCAACGAGGUGACGGUGUGGUCUGUGCGGGUGGCGGAGUGGAGCUGCCGUUCAGUCUGCCGGAGAUGCUCACAGCAGUUGGGCUGCUGGACAGCAAUGGGCGGCCGCAGGCGGCGUUGGCGGCGGCGCUUGGCGACGGCAAGGGAGAGGGCGGCGGCGCGAAGACCGGGGCGGGCAGGCCGGCGGCCAAGGACCUGCAGCAGCUGCUGUCAGAGCUGCAAGUGCGUGUCGUGGACCUGGAGGAUGACGCCAGCGCUGAAGACACCGCAGCACCGCCGGGGCUGCGCGUGCAGGGCCUUGGCCCGCGCGUGCUGCUGCUGCCGUCGCCUCCAGCAUUGACGACUGCCGGGCCCCAGUCGCCUCGUGGCAAACUGCAGCACCCAGCCGCUGAUGGGCCGCGGGCGCAGCGGCUCCCGCCGCUGUUGCUGCGGGCGCGGCUGGGCCUGGGGUCGGACUGGGACGGCGGCGCAGUGCCGGAGGUUGAGUCAGGGCUGAUGUUGAUGGGCUCCGGCACCUCGUGUGUCCCCUGCCGCGUCAGGCCGCUGGGGCCGGUGCGGCCGCGGCAACAGGCGACCACGGCGGCAGCCCCCACAUCCACUGUUGGUACUGCUGCGGUUGAAUCGGCCGCGGCGGAAUGGGAGGUUGAGGUGGAGGUCACUGUGGAGUUCGGAGCAGGACAGCUGGUGACACCCGGAGGACUCCUGCUGGACCUGCGUGUGCGUGAGCCGCAAGGAGGCCCUGCGGCUGCGGCUACAGCGGCGGCCGCGGCUGCGGCUAGCCCGGCGCGCAUGCGGCGGGCCUAUGUGCCGCUGGUCGCCACCGACGACGGCGAGCUGGCGGCCGAGGUGACGGCCCUGGUCAAGGACUGGCCGGACCCGAGCAGUGGCGGCGGCCGCGGUGGAAUGGAUUCGUUCCUGUUGGAUGUGGGGUACUGGCUGCAGGCCUCGCCGGCAGAGGCAGAGGCGGAGGCGGAGAAGACGGCAGCCGAGGAGGUGGAGGCUGAAGAAGCGACAGCAGCAACGGCUUCGGAAGGACUUGAGGCGCCAGUGUCAGCGCCGUGGGCAGAGGCGGCAGCGGCAGCGGCAGAGGCUCAACUGCAGGCCGAUAUUGCGGAGGGGCUUUUGUCCUAUGUGCGGCGUGAGGGUCGGCUGCCGGUGACGGCGGCGCGGCUCGCAGCCGACGUGGAGGUGCUGCAGCGCAGAGCCAUGCGGCUGCAGCAGGCAGGGGGAGGGGAAGUGGGGGCACAGCAGCAGCAGCAGCAGCAGCAGGCGUCGCAUCCGGCGUCACUUCCGGCGGCGCAGCGGGAGCAGCGGGAGGAGCCGGCAUCGGACCGGGUCGUUGCUGUAGCGAGCAAACCUCAGAGCAGCAAGGCGGGUGGCGAUCGCGAUGAGAAGGCGGUCAGCCGGGUCACCGGUCCUGCGAGCACAAUGUCGCCGAAAGGCAAGGGAGCGGCAGGCGGCGCUGCAGGAGAGGCCAGCCGAGCCGGAGGUGCAGGGGCGGGGAAGCAAUGCACGUCUUCGUAUGAGGGCUGCAGCGCGGCGGCGGCGACUGGCGACGUUGCUGGUCGAUGUAUGGGCGAGGGCGGCAAUACAGAAGGCAACCCGCAUAUCAGCUGGAUGUCGGCGCUGCUGUGUGUGGUGGGUCUGGUGCGCAUCCCAGCGGCGCAGCGCCAGGCGUUCAUCGUCUUUGCCGACAGAGCUAUGCUGCCGUUCACAUUGACCGGGCACAUGGUGGACGCAGUCGUACUCGCCGCCGUGCUGUGGAGCACGCUCCGCGCCGGCGUCUCCCCGCUCGACUCGGUCAUGCUGCCGGCGAUGGGCACGCUCGGCAUUGGCGCGGCGGGCGCGCUGGUGCAGCUGCUGCUGCCGCAGCGCGCCUCGGAGCGGCUGGCGACAGCGCUGCGGCUGCCGUGCCACGUCAGCGCCGUGGUGAUGAAGGUGCUGACGACGGCACACGUGCUGCCGCACCCGCUGACGUCACUGCCGUACUACAGCCGCCUGGCGUUCCCUCUUCGAGAGGGCCUGAUGGCGCCCAUGACGUGUCUGGUGUCGCCGGCCGCCACGCUUGUGCUGUGUGUGCUCAAGGUGCCGGUCAACACGGCCGUACUGCUGGACGUGGGUGUGGCCGCGCACCUGCCCGCCGCGCUGGUGCGGGUGCUGGCGGUGGAGCUGUUGGCCCUGGCCACAACCCUGGGGUGCCACGCCUAUCUGUGGAAGGAGUUUGGCAGGAGGCAGGGGCUUCGGCAGGCGCAGCGGCAGCUUCGGCAGUGCUGAGGACUGGGCUGAGGACGUGCGUUGGUUAGCAGCAGGACUGGGUUGGCAGGGGCAGGGGGGUGGCAAAGUGACCGUGACAAUUUAUUAUGGCACAUCGGAGAUGAUGUCGCAGGGGUUAGCUGUUCAUGUGGAAAAGGAGUGGAGAGGGCGGGUUGUGAAUACCAGCCCAAACUAAACCAAACCCAAUGCAGUAGAGCGAGGAGGAGAGCGUGGCAUAUGCUUGACAACGGAAUGGGGGGCUGGGAUGCGGCAUGAUGCGUCCGGGCGAGACAGCCGAGACUCGAGUACCGGUAUGUAUGACUGUGUUGUCCUGCAACGUGAGGCGGGCUUGAGGGAUUGCCUGACAGCCCGAGUUGCCCAAGCCAACGCUGGGCUAUAGCAUGCUCUGUUGCAACGUUUGCCCCAGUACUUUACCUGUUUACCAGACAUUGGGCGA